This is a messenger RNA of Coniophora puteana RWD-64-598 SS2, 717 nucleotides long. Its product is annotated as ADK-domain-containing protein. Gene Ontology annotation, molecular function: UMP kinase activity; ATP binding. The record is from RefSeq and is a predicted model, not a curated record. Gene Ontology annotation, cellular component: cytoplasm; nucleus. NCBI's taxonomy places the organism in Eukaryota, Fungi, Basidiomycota, Agaricomycetes, Boletales, Coniophoraceae. The coding region runs from base 1 to 717 and encodes 238 amino acids. Gene Ontology annotation, biological process: UDP biosynthetic process; CDP biosynthetic process. The transcript has 6 exons.
AUGGCCAAUUCGAGGCGUCAGGCUCCGAACCCAUACGUUUUCUUUGGUCUCUUCGUCCUCUCCUCCGGCCUCUUCUACCUCGUCGCCAAACGCACCACACACAACACCUUUCUCUCCAGUCAGGCCAAUCCUAAAAACCUCCUUUCGCCUCAGCAACCCGCGUUUGAUAAGGACAAGAUCACCGUCAUCUAUGUCCUCGGUGGUCCAGGCGUAGGCAAGGGCACCCAAUGCUCUAAGCUCGUGGAGAAGUUUGAGUUCUGCCAUCUCUCGGCCGGAGACCUCCUUCGCGCAGAACAAGACAGAGAAGGCUCUCAGUUUGGCGAUCUGAUCAAAACAUGUAUAUUGGAGGGCACCAUUGUCCCUAUGGAAGUCACUAUCAAACUUCUUGAGAAUGCUAUGCGCGCCGAGUUGGCCCGCAGAAACACGGGUGCAUGGUCCGAUGGCAAAGGCCGCUUCCUCAUCGAUGGUUUCCCCAGGCAAAUGGACCAGGCACAAGAGUUCGACAAGACGGUCUGCCCAGCCACGCACGUCAUCUUCUACACUGCUCCAGAAGACGUGAUGGUGGCUCGCUUGCUCGAGAGGGGCAAGACUAGUGGCCGCGCAGAUGACAACGUCGAGAGUAUCAAGAAGCGCCUCGCCACAUACCACGACAAGACUAUGCCCGUCGUACAGUACUACGAGCUGUCCAACAAAGUAUCCAAGGUCCGCCAUCUAUAG